Molecule: messenger RNA, 915 nt
Organism: Ziziphus jujuba (common jujube)
Lineage: Eukaryota; Viridiplantae; Streptophyta; Magnoliopsida; Rosales; Rhamnaceae
Exons: 2
Coding region: 350-661 (103 amino acids)
Source: RefSeq, a predicted model, not a curated record
UAAAAAUCCUUAAAUAGGGGCUACAAAUCAUUAUGGACCUCAUCUCCAUGUCCACCAAACAGAGAGUCUUUUACUUAGGUACAUCAAAUUAAAACCUUUCCAAACUUCCAACGAUUCCAUGGGUUGUUCCAAACUUGGAUAUCUCAUAUAAUUCCAACACCAAAUAAUUUAUGCUAUCCACGACCACUUUCUCUCUCUAUGAUUGCACACAACCAUAAGCGUCCUUGUCAUACGUACACACCCACCAUUUCAUAAGUGUUCCAUUUGGCUUAAUGGCUUAUUGUUUUUUUCCAUUUGUCUUGCAGAAAAUAUUCUCUCUUUGUUAAUUGCUUACUUAUUUUCGUCCAACAUGUCUCUCUCUCAAGUUUCUUCUUCUGCUUCAUCAUCUUCUCAAAAUUCCAAUUCUCCACUAAAAGUGCAGUUGGUAUCCAAAUCCACAUCCGACCAACUUCUUGAAAAGUUCUUUGAUGCUGCUGAAUUCGACUUUGAUUACGAACAGAGCGGUCUUUGGUCUCCUCCGGUGCGGCGGAGCGUGUUCAUGAGCUCACCGGGUAAAAUAUUUACUGAACAAGAAAUGCUUGAGAGGCUUAAGACUAUGAUGGAUGCUCGUGACAGUGGUAGAAGAUACAGAAUGUUUUUCAGAGCAUCAUGUUGCUCUUGAGGACAUGUGGAAGCCUGUCACUGUAACCUGCUAUCAUCAUUACCAUGCAGUGGGGACUAUGUUGAAGGUCAAGAAAAAUUAACAAAUGUAGAGCAAAAGUAGGGGAGAUAAAGAAUCAAAGACAGUCCCAAAAUUUUUAUUGUUUUAUCAUGUUUGAUGUAAAUGUAUAUUGUUUCAAAAGAAACUAAAGAGGAAAGAAAGAUAUAGGUAAUUGGGGAUUUGUUUUUUUUUUUUUUUUUUUUUUAGGUGGAUCU